CUUUUCCUUUCCUCGCCUAGGAAUAGUCACAGCGCUGUAUCUCUACCCUUCCUUCUCUUCUCUUUCUUCUCGUGAAGACCAACAAAGCUUUAAAGGGAACGACGGGGUCCUGCGCUCUCGCUCCCCAGAACUUGUCCAAAAGUGUUCUACAUCUGACUGGCGGGCAAAACCUCUUCACUUUAUAGAGACAUCACCAGGCUGCGACAAGUGCCAAGUACACGAUUUCAAGGGACUUUGCUUGCAAAAUGGCUGAUAACGACGACGCUACUCUGCCUGACUUUGGCGACAAAGUCGACAUGCCGACCUUCACCCAGAUUCUGGAGAUGGACGAGGAUGAGACCGAGCGCGAGUUCUCCAAGCCGUUGGUCCUGAACUUCUUCGAGCAGGCUGAGGAGACUUUCGAGAAGAUGGAGAAGGCACUGGAAGAAAAGAACCUCGAGGACUUGUCCGGUCUUGGCCACUUCCUGAAGGGUUCCUCGGCUACCUUGGGCUUCAACAAGGUUCGAGACAGUUGCCAGAUCAUCCAGCAGUACGGUCACAAGCAGACCGUCGAUGGUGUGGACGAGCCCGACGAGAAGGUGUGCCUGAACAAGAUCACGGAUGCCAUCAAGACCCUCAAGACCGAUUUCGCCGACCUCGAGAAGGAUCUGAAGGCCUUUUUCAACGCCUCCGAUAGCAGUGAAGAGUGACAGGUCACUCGCUUCUUCUCUCUCUCUUUCUACCCGGCCUGCUGUGUGUUUUUGCCCCUUCCUCUGCUGCUAUGAGCGACGACAGCUUUGUGUCAUUACGAUAGAGUCUGUUCCCUACGCAUCCCUCUGGCAUUUUCCUGGAUACCCAACAAGGCUUUGCAGCAAAACGCCCUUCCCGGCUUCUUUAGGGUCACACGCCCUGCCAUACAUAUCCACCCUUUCAGGCUGGCACCUUGCAGAAUUGCAUUGUUUUGAUUUCCUACUACAAGGCAGUGUGUCGUUGGACUCCCAACCAGACAGUGGUUUCUCUGCGCACGCUUGCAUCGAAAGCAGAAAAGAAAAUACAAAGUAAGACUGGAAAAGGAGAAAGGAGAAAAAGGCAGGGAUGAGAAUCAUCACACGCCAACAGGUUCGAAGGGAGAAUCUGUCCAGCUCUAACGAAUGCAUCGGGGAGGUUCGGGUGUUCGAUGUUACUGGUUCCAGGUAGUGACUAGUGGAUGCUUUUGAAUUCUACUCGAACAACUUUGGAUACAAUGAAGCCCGGCCACCUAUGAAC
Molecule: messenger RNA, 1245 nt
Organism: Cryphonectria parasitica EP155
Lineage: Eukaryota; Fungi; Ascomycota; Sordariomycetes; Diaporthales; Cryphonectriaceae
Exons: 4
Coding region: 246-689 (147 amino acids)
Biological process (GO): phosphorylation; phosphorelay signal transduction system
Cellular component (GO): cytoplasm; nucleus
Molecular function (GO): protein histidine kinase binding; histidine phosphotransfer kinase activity
Source: RefSeq, a predicted model, not a curated record